GGCUGGGUGAGCUGCAUGCCGCUGCAGGGAGUGGAUUUCUGAUGAACGCCGUCACGGAGCGCACGAGGAAAUCCGUGACGCGGUCACGUCUGGGUACAAAAGCAGCGAGCCGAUGGCCCUGGGAGAGACAGAGCGGAGAUCGUGAAGAGAGAGAGAGAGGUUGCAGCUGCCAUCGUUCUCAUUGGUUCCCACAAGCACCGCAUCAGCUAUGACGUCACAAAGGACAGCCGUCCUCUUCAUCGCCGCCAUCUUGAGCGUCUCGUUCACGCCCGCAAUGGCGAAAGAGGAGGAGGAGGAGUCGAUCAACUGGUGGAAGAUUGGCGCCAUUAUAGCCGGAGGAGUCGGCACAGUUGCAUUAGCCCCAGUGGCAAUAGCAGCCGCGGGCUUCACCGCCGGAGGGAUCGCCGCCGGCUCCAUGGCCGCCUCGCUCAUGUCCUCGGCCGCGGUUGCCAGCGGAGGAGGGGUGGUGGCCGGAGGGGUUGUGGCCACGCUGCAGUCCAUAGGAGCGGCUGGGCUGGGAACUGCAGCUAUGGCUACCGUGGGGACAGCCGGGGCAGCCAUCACCAAGGUCGCGGUGGACGUCAUAGACGGGAGUAUAAAGAACGAGGAGGAGGAGGAGGAGUAGGGCAGCGAGAUGGUGGGGGGAGGGGGGGGGUAGUGUUGAGAGGGCAGCGUGUGCGCUCAGCGUGGCUGGCUAAGCAGUGCGAAGAUUCACAAACCUCUCGCUGGCACGGUCGGCUACGGUGGGGUAGCAGCUCCUCUGCCUCAUCCUGCCUCUAAUCCUCUUCUUCCUCUUCUUCCUCUCCUGCCUCUCCCCGAUUUAGUCGGUCUAGUUGGUCUAGACAGUCUACUUGGUCUAGACGGACUAGUCGGUCUAAGACGGUCUAGUUGGUCUAGAUGGUCUAGUUGGUCUAAGACAGUGUAGACAGUCUAGAUGGUGUAGACCGUUUCAUUGGUCUAGACGGUCUAGUCGGUCUAAGACAGUGUAGACAGUCUCGAUGGUGUAGACUGUUUCAUUGGUCUAGACGGUGUAGAUGGUCUAGAUGGUCUAGUCGGUCUAAGACAGUGUAGGCAGUCUAGAUCGUGUAGACUGUUUCAUUGGUCUAGACGGUCUAGUUGGUCUAGACAGUCUACUUGGUUGAGACGGUCUAGUCGGUCUAAGACAGUGUAGACAGUCUAGAUGGUGUAGACUGUUUCAUUGGUCUAGACGGUGUAGAUGGUCUAGAUGGUCUCGUCAGUGAAGAGGGUCUAGUCGGUGAAAAUUGUCUAGGUGGUCUAAACGGUGUUGGUGCUGAGUGCUACUUAAAAUCAAAUGUUUUCGUUCCGGAUGACCGCUGCAACGUAUGAUUUUGUGUUUUGAUUUAGUGUGCUGAUCUUUAAAGGUGCAUUUUUAAAAAAGUUGAUACUCCUACUGAUUCUGCUGCUAUUGUGGAGUCACUCAUGCAGCCAGCUAUGGCUACAGGGUUUGGUGAUACAUGUUGUUUAUGUCAUUUAUUGUGAAAUUUCGGUCACAGUCCCUAUGAUCACUGUUACAUUGCUUCUGGCUUUAUUUUGGUGAUUU
Messenger RNA from Petromyzon marinus (sea lamprey), 1561 nucleotides. NCBI's taxonomy places the organism in Eukaryota, Metazoa, Chordata, Hyperoartia, Petromyzontiformes, Petromyzontidae. The record is from RefSeq and is a predicted model, not a curated record.